Messenger RNA from Eleginops maclovinus (Patagonian blennie), 5512 nucleotides. RefSeq names its product RNA-binding protein MEX3B-like. Bases 212 to 2212 code for a protein of 666 amino acids. Gene Ontology annotation, molecular function: RNA binding. Lineage: Eukaryota; Metazoa; Chordata; Actinopteri; Perciformes; Eleginopidae. The transcript is spliced from 5 exons. The record is from RefSeq and is a predicted model, not a curated record.
CGCCUGACCCCAAAACAAAGUAUCGCGUGAACUAGCUAUACGAGAUUACAGUGUAGGGAGGGCUGCAUGGAGAGCUGGAAAGACAAAACAAAAGCCACACAUUUCAACCAACAGGCGCGGGUCGCUUUUAUUUUUUUCUGAACCAAAAACUAUUUGAUUCAUUAUCUGUAUCGUUUUCAGUCUAACGACAGUAUUAUAAUAGUUUUGCAUAAUGCCGAGUAGCACGUCUUUGCUGGAGGCCGACGAGGGAGAGUCCGAGGUCCCACCACCGCUAGUGCACGCUUUCGCCGGUAUGGGCCUUGAGGAGCACCACGGCACCCAGAGCCAGAACCCCGAACAAGUAGACGAGAGCCUCCACUAUCACCACCACCUCCAUCAGCUUCCCCCGGUUUCUCAUUUUAACCAUCUUGGUACGGUCCUAGACUUGAAGCCCCUGCAUCGGCCGCCUUCGGGAGAAGAAGUGAACAUAGCGCCCGAGGACAAUGAGCCAGAAGUUGUAGCCGACUCCUUGUUGCUAGCGCAGGCCCACCGCCAGCAACACCUCCCACCGGGACCAGGAGUCUCAGGGAUGGAGCCUCCGCACGUCGAAACUCUUUUGUUGUACAAUGGAGACGGAGAUGAUACCGGGCUUGGCGGCGGCGCCCUCCCACCGGCUGGCAACAUGGCGAUACUACCGCCCGGCAUGUAUGGGGAGUCUGGCUACGAGGCCGAGUCCUCGCUCCUGGCUCGGCGAAAGAGCGUCAACACCACCGAGUGUGUCGCGGUGCCGAGCUCCGAGCACGUCGCAGAGAUUGUGGGCAGGCAGGGCUGUAAGAUUAAGGCACUUCGAGCCAAGACCAACACGUACAUUAAGACACCGGUUAGGGGAGAGCAGCCUGUCUUUGUUGUGACAGGGCGCAAAGAAGAUGUGGCCAUGGCUAAGAGGGAGAUCCUCUCUGCUGCUGAGCACUUCUCCCUUAUCAGAGCCUCUCGAAAUAAGACGGGCCCUCUGUCUGCGGCGACGGGUGCAGGGACCCCCUCUCUACCUGGACAGACAACCAUUCAGGUGCGAGUACCGUAUCGUGUUGUAGGGCUGGUUGUGGGUCCCAAAGGGGCAACCAUCAAACGUAUUCAGCAACAGACCCACACAUACAUUGUGACGCCAAGUCGGGACAAGGAGCCGGUGUUUGAGGUCACAGGGAUGCCGGAGAACGUGGAUCGUGCGAAGGAUGAGAUAGAGGCGCACAUCGCCAUCCGCACAGGAUCUUGUGGAAAUAUUGAGGCUCCUGGUGUUGACAACAAUGACUUUCAGUACAAUGGCACAGAUGUCAGCUUUGAACAUGCUGCAGCAGCUGGGUUAGGGGGGGCCGGAUGGCUGCAUGCAGGUGCAUCAUCCCAAAAUGGUGGCAGCUUGCUGCCAAUGAGUCUCAACGGUACUCAGCGAAUCAAUAGCAAUAUCAACAGUGGUAUCAGGAUGUCUUCCACCUACCGAAACGACAGCUCCAGUUCCCUGGGCAGCGGCUCCAGCUCAGCUGAUUCGGUCUAUGGCACCAGUAAUGGUAACCGAAUGGCAGAUCUGAGCCCGACCUGUCAGUUCAAUGCCAACGCUAACAACAACAACAACAACAGUAAUGGUGGCAGUGCAAAUUUCUGGUUUGGCGAGAACGUUCUUCCUGAGGAGCUGGUCAGCCUUGGAGUUGCAGGCUCUUCCUCCGGCAUCGAUCCGUUAACCAUCUCCACUGCUCAAGCAUCACACCCUGCUACCCAGCCACAGAUCUGGAGCCCUUAUGUGGACCAACAGCCCCCACAUACCUUUGAUGCUCGUCAUUCUCAGAACAGUCAGCCUGGAACGCCCCGGCUCUCUCCAACAGAAGCCUUGGAGCACCCUCAGGCCAGGAGAGUUCUCAGAGGGCCUUUCGGCUCGACCGGGGCUCAUGAUGUCCACAGGUUCCCCUCUUACAGCUCGGCCUUUUCCUCUUCCAGUGAAAGCACGGCUUCCUCUUCCUCCCCUCCUGAAUUCUCCCUCUCCCAUCGCCCGGGAGUUGUAUCAGCAGGGAAGGGACAGGAAAUAUGCAUCCACUGCAUGGAUAACCAGGUGAUCGCUGCCUUGGUUCCCUGUGGCCAUAACCUUUUCUGUUUAGAUUGUGCCACCCAUAUAUGCCAGAGUCCAGACGCCGUUUGCCCUGUGUGCCUGUCCCCGGUUACACAGGCCAUUCAGCUGCGCAACAUUUGAUUUUAAUCCAUUUAUUGACGGCUGAUGAGGGAUCAGCCUCCCCAACACUUCUAAAUUGUAACAUGUAGGGAAAUUCAUUGUUUAGGUAUAUCCUCACACUCGUCAUAGCUGGUGUUUGGUUGACAAAAGUGAGGAAGAAUAGGUGAAUAAGGAAUGAUAUAUAUUUAGGGCAUGGGUUAGGGUGUUCAGCCCGACAUGUGCCUGCAUUGUGAAGUCUUCUUCCAUGAUUGAUUGAUUGAUUGAUCAAUGGGAGGGUUGGAAACCCUCUGUGUAGCAUUGGGUGGGGUGGGAUAUAUAUAUAUCUAUAUAUUUUUGCUCAUCAUGAUUUUUGAUUUAAGUGUUCUCCUCCCUGAAGCAUUAUCAGUUUCUGCCUACCUAUAUUUUUUAUCGAUUAAAAAAAAAAGUAUUUUGAAUUACAUUAGAAACAUAAUGCUUUCAGGUCAUGGUUAAUUUUUUUUCAACAUGUCAAAAGUUUUCUCCAUUAUUUUAUUUUUUUAAUUCGCUGCUACAAAUUGUUUUUAUGUGAAAUAGAGCCAAGCCCCUUUGCCUCCCAAUUAUUGUGUUCACUCAAAGGUAAACAGAAGUGAGCCUGUUUACAUGAGUCCCACAUAUUAAUAUGUAUAAAAUAGGGUGCUCCUUGUUACCACAGAAGUCGAACUGGAUAUAAUAUACACAUGCUGCAUUAUCCUGGAAAAUGCCACACUACCCAUGACAAUUUGUGUAAAUAUCAGACGAGCAAAGUGUACCUGUUUUCGUUUAAACGGAAUAUGAUGUUUACAGGCUCCAGAUCAAACAUUUUCGAGUAUUGCUUAUAUCAGAAGCAUAUUGACGCAGCACGUAGACAUACACACAAAGGAGUUUUAAACAAGUGGGUCAAAUCCGCAACUGCAAAUUGUUCACACUCCAGUGGCAACCUCUUGUUGCGUCAGUUUUCCUUCCCUCCCAGACUAGAACCAGCAAGGGGUUAACUUCCCUAUGUUGAAUACCAGGAUGUUACGUUGCUUUCCAUUUCUACUUUUACAAAACUGUUUACGGUAAACUUGUGCCUAAUUCCAUUUCUAGUAAACAAAAAGUGUGUUUGAAAAAACAAAAUUGGAACAAAAAGUGUUGAGUGGACGCAGUGUUGUUUGUCUUAAAACAAACUUGUGGCCUUUUUGGAAAGCCUGCAAUGAACUGACAACACUAUCUACCCAUUCAGAUCACGCUAACGGCCCGAGGUCUUAAUGUAUUCUUCAAAGUUUAAUCUCUUAAAUGCCUCUCUGGUGAUCACAGGUUAUCUAACAGGGAUGUUUGGUUUUGCUUCCCAUUUUUAAUUGAGCCUUUUCCAAAUAUUUACCAUCUAUUUGCUAGCACCAAACACUCCCAUUUUAUCUUACUUGUAUGUCCAUAUAUUUCCAUAUGUUCUUCCCUUUUUUACUUUUUUUCAAUUAUAUCCUUGUUUGGGCAAACCAUGUCCAGAUUCUCGGCCAGAAAGAUAUGCACAGCUUGUCCCUUUAGGAAACAUUCCUCCUGCCCGUAUUACAUUUACUUUUUUGGACAAUUCACUUACCCUGCUCCUCACAGCGAUGUGAUGUCGUGGUUGGUAAGCAGAUCAAUUAUAUUAGGAUGCAAAAUUGAGACAGCAGCCAUCAAUGUCUCGUCUACCAGGCCUAUGCAAAAAUCAUCUCAGUAAACUACCAAAGGAGAUAAACUGAACUAUAUUGGGCGUAAACCUGUAGACAGACACUUCCCUUCAGAUUGCUGGUAGCUGGUAACUACAUUUCAGUCAGGGUUAACUUUCAUUACCUGCUUUAAUGCAUUGACAAGAUGCUUCAUUGGCCCAUUUCACCUGUCUCUUCAGCUCAAUUGCUGUUGUUUUGUGCCCUAGUAAGCACAGCCUUUCUCAUAUUUUAUCACACUAUUGACAAGAAUGGACUCCAAAACAUAGUCUGAUCUUUGUCCACCCCCCUUCAGUGCGCAUCUGUCUGUUCCUGCUCCUAAAAACUCAAGAAAAAGGUACAAAUUGGUGGAAAUCAUCUCAAAUCUUAGCUUUAAACGGCAGUGUCCUUAGACUUUGUUUUACAGGAUUAAAUGAGUUGAUGGACAUUUGGAAGGAGAGCCAGCUGGAAUGAUGUAAUCUGGGACUGACACUACAUGAGGUCAAUACUGUUGCUUUACCUUUUUGGACAUAGGACAGCAGUCCGUCUAGCAUUCCAACUGUAAACGGUAUUUGGGAGAUAUUAUAUACUUCCGUUUCUUAAAUAUCAUCUUCUUUCAUGGGUGAUUGAGAUUUCUCAAGGAAACGGAACCGAAUGAGUCCCAAAAGUGCAAAAAACCCUGCUUUUGCCCCUUGGGUCUUCUCUCCGUCCUUUUUAUUUUAUUUCUCCCAGCUCUACGAAGGGUGGAUCUCCUCUCUCGGAGGGAACGCAAUACACUGUUAGCCCUCAGUUUAUUGACAUUUUUGUGUAUGUAUUAUAUGAUAUUACUGUUAAUGACUGAUGAAUAUACAGAACUUAUUUUUAUUUUGUUACAUUUCAUAUAUAUACACAAAUAUAUCUAUAUUAAAAUGUUUACAAUAAGAUUUUAAUUUUUUUUUUUACUUUUCUGAGUGAUCAAUUGAAUGAAGAGUUGGAAACCCAGAAAUGUUGCAGAAGGGGGUCAAUGCUAUCUGCUUGUAGUCUAGUUAUUAGUUUACAGUAUUGAUGAUAAUCGUAUUGAUAGCUGCCGUUUAGUGGAGAAUGGAAUGUGCAUCACGAGCAUGUCUUCAUUAUGUACAGCCAAUGUAAAACGUAACACUGCAACUGUAAAAAGGCCAAGGAUUCUAGCUGCCUGUCAUGUCUGUACGCCACCAAAUUAAGAACGGUAUACUGUAAAAUGUAUCUUAGAUUAUCUAUAUAUAAAUACAUAUAUUGUUAAGCUGUACCAACAGUUCAAAGUAUUUGCUAAUUUUACUACACUUUUGUUAUGUAUAUGUCGGAGGAGUCUUAUGGCAUAUAAAUUCUUCAAAUUAAGUCAGGAGUUUAAAAGCAGACUAUAUUUUAUAACGGCCUUUUAAGUUAUUGCGGCCAAAGCACUGAUAUUAUAUAUUUGCUGUAAAGAGAAUUUAAGAGUUUUAUUUUUCUGAUAUUAAAGUUACUUAAUAAAGACGGUUUCAUUUUAAGAAUUGUCGGACUAGUGUGAUUCAUUCAUUAUGUCAAAUGGUGCUUUAACGUUUGUUGCAUUCUGCCAGGGACUUUUUGAGGAACAUCAAGAAUAUUUCUAAAUGUGUUACUUGAUUUUGACAAGUUUCCCUAAUAAUAAACAUUUACUUUUCAUAAUUUC